AUGUCUUCUAGAACCAAGAAUGAGGCUGUGCCUAGUCCAGUCUCUGACAAGAAUCAACCAAUAGUUGAAUUCCCUGCUAGAGUUAGUGAUCGCAUUCAACUCGGACAAGGGACAACUUUUUUGCCCGGAAAGAAGGAUCCAUCAGUACAAAAUCUCAUCGACCACGUCCUCGAACAUGGCUAUGUCAUUCUGCCCAAAAUAUUCACGCCUGAACAAGUAGAGUUAGCAAACUCCGAAGUGGCACGACUUGAAACAAUUGAAGCUGGACCAGCUGCACUUGCUGGUCGAAAUAGCUUCGAGGGCUUCAAGACCGGAAGAGUAUAUGCUCUCGCGGACAAAUCUAGAGCUUUUGACCGGUUUCCGAUACAUCCCACUGUUUUGGCGUUGAAUGACUACUUCCUUCAACCGAAUUAUUUGAUUAACAGUCUUCAUACUGUGGUAAUUUAUCCUGGUCAGACUGCACAAUCUAUACAUUGUGAUGAUGGGUUGAUCGCACUGCCAAGACCAAGGCCACUUAUAGGUGUUGGUACCAUGGUAUCGUUCGACGAUUUUACUGCCGAAAACGGUGCGACUUCUGUCAUUCCCGGAUCGCAUCUAUGGUCGGACGAUCGCAUACCAACACGAGAAGAAAUGAUUCCGGUCAUAAUGCCAGCAGGCAGCAUGGUUUACUUUCUUAAUACCCUUUGGCAUUCUGGUGGCGCGAAUACUUCAGAUAAACCAAGACGCAGCAUCACUGUUCAGUAUUGUCAACCUUGGAUAAGAACAUAUGAGAAUAUGACAAUUGCAAUGGGUUGGGAUGAUUUGGAUAAGGUUCCAGAGAGACUACUGAGACUGAUGGGAUUCUCUACUCAUGAUUUCAUGGGCUAUGUAGAUGGACGUUCACCGCGAGCUGGUGUGGAAAUGCGAAAGAAGAGAAUGAUUGAGCGGGCUUUCAAAGAAAGAGAUGAACAACGUAGUUCGAAACUCUAG
Sclerotinia sclerotiorum 1980 UF-70 is the source of this 969-nucleotide messenger RNA. RefSeq lists its product as hypothetical. The transcript is spliced from 3 exons. The record is from RefSeq and is a predicted model, not a curated record. Lineage: Eukaryota; Fungi; Ascomycota; Leotiomycetes; Helotiales; Sclerotiniaceae. The coding region runs from base 1 to 969 and encodes 322 amino acids.